Messenger RNA from Contarinia nasturtii (swede midge), 1257 nucleotides. RefSeq lists its product as uncharacterized. The transcript has 2 exons. The record is from RefSeq and is a predicted model, not a curated record. Gene Ontology annotation, biological process: lipid metabolic process. Lineage: Eukaryota; Metazoa; Arthropoda; Insecta; Diptera; Cecidomyiidae. The coding region runs from base 224 to 649 and encodes 141 amino acids.
CGUCUGUUUAUUUCAUUUGUGAUUCAGUGAUUUAACAAAGUCAAGAUAAUAAAGACCUAGAUAAAGACGUAGAAAACAAAACAUGAAGAUUAAAUUCAUAAGGAAAAGCAAAAAUGUCCAGAAGAUCAUGAUUCGAUUUGUCAAAUUUGCUUGGAUAUGGUGAAACAGGAGCGCGACCAAUUGUGCAGCAAUGAAACUCAACCAAAUCUAAAAACUGGAAAUCAUGUUAUCGGUAUGUGGUCAAAUGCCGUCGCUAAGUGAUGGAUGUUCGGCUAUUGUUUUAUCGUAUUUCAAUGAAGUCUACGAUCAUCUUAAAGACAAUUUGAAUACGGAAAAUAUUUGUCAUAUGGCUGGCGUUUGUGUUGCACAAUUUCAUCAACACGAGGAUGAUAUUGAGGUGAUUGAAGAUUCACAAAUUGAAUUCAUUGAUCAUGUAAGCGAUGACGUUCCAUGCGAUCUCUGCAAACAACUCGUUGUGCAUUUGAGAAAUUUACUGGUUGCCAAUACGACCGAAGCCGAAUUUGAGAAUGUACUUGAAGGCAUUUGUAAACAAACGAAAUCAUUCAAGUCAGAAUGUUUGAGUUUUGAUCCGGAUGGAUCCGGAUCCGGAUGGUGCUUGUUUCAUGAUUGGCAUCUGUCCAAAGGGUAAAUUGACACAAGAGCCACAGCAUUCGUAUGAAGUCAUGCCAUUCAUACCAAAUGAUCAAUUACUUGUGAAGAAGAAAAUUUUUGGCGUAAACGAACCGAUACUAUGAGCACAAGAUAUUCAAAGUUUCCAAUUGCGGAACACACUUUUUUGUACCACACACAGUGGCGUGCGGGGAACGCAUCGAAUCAACAUAUGGGCAGCAAUGCUGGACAGACGCUGCGAAUAUCUAGCACUAUUCAGACAGCAAAAAACCAUCACUGUUCAUUUACACGUUUUGAGAUGCAUUUACACGUAUUGACACUUAUUUUGUACAUUUAUUCGUAUUUAGAAGCUAGUUGACAACUUCCUAGCUCCUUACAUGAGACAACAAAUAAAACCUUCGGCGUCAAAUAAUUUGAAAAUGUUAAUUGAGCAUUUUGAGAUGUGGUGAAUGUAAACCGUUCGGUUUUACAAAACAUUAUCGUUAAUAAAAUAAUUACUUUUUACACACAUAAUUGAAAGUAAACCUAAAAUCAAGAACAACAUACAGAUACACACAUUUUUUUGUAAUAAUCAGAAAUAAAGUUCUUCUAUCAUGAGCAGUCAAACCAAUUAUUUGUCGCUUCAAU